This is a messenger RNA of Truncatella angustata, 450 nucleotides long. RefSeq lists its product as uncharacterized. The transcript has 2 exons. NCBI's taxonomy places the organism in Eukaryota, Fungi, Ascomycota, Sordariomycetes, Amphisphaeriales, Sporocadaceae. Bases 1 to 450 code for a protein of 149 amino acids. The record is from RefSeq and is a predicted model, not a curated record.
AUGCUCCGCAAUCUUGCCCUUGUUGCCUUUGCUGGUGUUGCUUCUGCCACCAGCUUUAAUGGUAACGGCCAGCUCCGUGCACUCGCCUCUGCUGGUAACGGUACCGAUCUUGGCUGUAUCACAGACUCAGGUGCCUGGACCGUUGAUGCGUCUCUUUGCGGUACCUUUACCGGUACUCGAUCAACCACGGUUUACACCACCUUGACCUCACUUGAUGGACCUUGCACCCUCAACAACUCCGCCUUCGCCUGCGGUGCUGAUGUCACUGCUUUGAGGUUCUGGGCCUGGUCCGACUUACUUGAUGACUACGAUAUCCUCGCAUAUGGCGAGCAAAUCACCUACUCCAGCACUGCCAACAUCUCAGAGGCUGCCAACUCAUCCAUCCCAAUUCGCACCUACAGAACUACUGACCACAAACCCUGGAUCUGGUUGGGUUGGGUUGCCUUAUAG